UUUCCUUACCGCGGCGAGGCAGCGGAAGCCACAAACGGAGCUGUAUCCUUGCUCCGAAAGCAACUGUGUGACGAGUUAUAUCAUUCCCUUCGCAGGAGCUGGUCACGUCAAAACAUUGUUCAACUUUUCAUAAAUAUGGCCGUCGGAAUCCUUGCUGUGGUUGCAGGAACUCGGGUCGAGAUUUUCCGCGGAUAAUCAGUGAAGGUGAAGAACUCGUUGGCUUGUAUCGUGGGUUGACCGUCUGAUAUAACGCGAACAAUUGUGAGGAUGUAGUGAGAGUUUGUGGUUCUGUUGAAACUGGAUUUUAUUACUAUUGUGAAUAGAAGGAUAUCUCUACAUUUUCUGAAACUGCAAUUUUGUACAGGACAACGGCACAUCGAAAUGCGGGCGCAACAGCUGCCACCAUCUGUGGAACGGUCACGGAAAACCAUUAACAUCGACACUCUUCAACGAUAAGAGGAUCCACGGGAAAAGAUACCCGUCGUAAACACACACCCACGUCCCGUAAUAAACCCUGCCGAAAAGUUUCCGAGAAAAGCAUCAAGCACACUCACGCGCGCACCCCUUUUCCGUUAUUGUGCAAGUCAAGCCCCUGCCUGCUGCUGGUGGUGCUGAAGCUCGGUUGCGGUGUCGUCCUGCGUCAAGUGCGGUAAACACACGUUUGCACCCAUUCCCACCUGGUGGAAUUAGAUUAUGUACGGCGGUGGGAGCCCCCCAUCGAAACUAACGGGGGGCUCCAUGUCAUCUCGCAGCAAACGCGCCAAAAAGUCCUCCUGGGGUGCCCGGGAGCGGGCCGGCAUGAGCUUCCUGAUCGUGAUAGCGUUCUUCGCUAUCUUCGGACUGAUUAUCCUAACCGAGGUGCUGAUGAUUGAUGAUCGAGGUCGGGGCGGAGGAGUUAUCGUGCGGCAUGGAAGUAGCGGUGGUCGUUUCGGGGAGUCCGUACCCGACUAUGACGAUGUUAAGGACGAUUAUCUGGACGAUACCGGUAUUUUCGUGCGUGAGACAAAAUACGGCAAUGCAGCUAUAAAAAAUAUAAUUAAAAAUCAAAAAGACUCAAAACUGUCUAUUGGUAUGACCGUACAAUUAGAUCCAGCCGAGCAGCGUAGUCUUCCGGUGAUACCAUGGGGACAGAUGCUCCCGUCGAAAACGGAGCAAAGCCUUCCGCAGUACCCGACCGACAUGCGUCCAACCGAUGGCUCCUGGGAAAUCGUCAACGGGACGCGUUAUAAAUUUUUCGUUUUUUCGGCGUAUUACGACCGGAGGGACGGUAAGCUGGUGCGGAUUAUAGGGGCCACGAAGACUCGCGGCCCGGAGAAGGUGUGGUGCCGGUUUUGGUAUCAAACGGGUUCAAAUUCCACACGUUAUCGAUCGGCGUCGGUGAUGGCGAGGGUGAAGGUCAUUCGAGAGAAUUGGAAUCUGAAGUACAGUGCUUGCUUCAUCCUUUGUCCAAUUCGUGGUCCAUUUCCAGAGAUACCGUACGCAGUUAGUGUAGUUAGUAAAAUUAAAUCUCCACCCGGAAACGUAUUACUGCUGAGGAACAACGAUAAUGAUCCCGAUUUUAACAAUCGCACGUUUAGCAACAUUCCGAACAGUAUCGGAGUAUGUGUGAAGCCAUUGCAUUUCAACUAUGAUCAGGCUCUCUACAUGCUGGAAUUUCUGGAGCUUAACAGUCUUUUGGGAGUGACACACUUCACCUUUUACAAUCACACAAUUGGACCGAAAGCGAGUUGCAUCCUGCAGCACUAUGUCAGUGGCAAUCUCCCUCCGCUGAUAACCCCUUUUGCCCCAGCUGGGGAUCAACCGAAUACCGGUCCCUCUGUCGAGAGUAACGACGUUCACCAUGAGGCGGGUCCUACAAAACUGAGCGACAAUACACCGUACCAGAAGCCGAGGAUCACUGUAAAUAUUUUGCCGUGGAAUUUGAGGAUGCGAUCCCAGAAGGAGAUCCGCACGGAAGGGUUGUUUGCAUCGUUGAACGAUUGCCUUUAUCGAAGCAUGUAUAGAUACUCCCAUGUUGCACUGAUUGAUUUAGAUGAAUUUAUCAUACCACAUCACAACGACACUUUAAUCGAUCUUAUAAAUUGGCUUUCAAAGCGUAUCAACAGCAGAAACACGGGAGCAUACUCCUUCCAGAAUGCAUUUUUCUAUUUGCAAUUUGCGGACGACGAUGCCAUACUGGAUGACGGAUCGCCUGAGGCGAAUCUGCGUGCAGCCCUUACGACGCAGAGAAAAACGAGACGACGCUCGAAACUGCAUCCGCAGAAGCAACGCUCAAAAUACAUUUGCAAGCCGGAAGCCGUUAUCGAAGCUGGAAAUCACUUUGUGUGGGAAUUUUGUCCCGGCCGGGGAUCGCUCAACGUGCCAGCCGAUGCAGCCAUUCUGCAUCAUUAUAGGGUGUGCGAGUUUGGUGGCGACGAUUGCAUCAAGUCACCGUCAGUGGUAGACCGAACGGCUCAUCGGUACUCCAAGCGGCUACUGGACAGAGUUGGUACAGUUUAUAACUAUCUUAAGGAUACCUGCAACCUUCCAGACAUUCCACGUGCUCCAACGAAGCCCCCACCGACGCGGAAGAAACAGCUCAAAAUACGAAUUCCGGAUCGACCACCAUCGCUGGGAGGAUCCUCCAAAACUGGCAACACUGAUGUAGAUAGUAUCAAAAUGGAGCCCAGUGUCAACACUAACAGCAGCAGGAGCACAUUCGCAAGCUCGUUAAUCAGAGUGAUCUCAAAUCGACAGGUGUAAUCUGUUUUUUUUGUUCAUUUUGCUGGGCGGGAAUGGGUGUUUUUAUAAAAUUAUAUUAAAAGAGAAAGUUCUAAGAAUCAGAAAAAAAAAACUCGCAAAUUCGUAACUGUUUUCAAUGACACUUUAUUAUAAAUCUUACUUAAAAUUCUUAUCAGUAGCUUAUAGUUUGGGUAAGCAGAACGAAUACUUAAUAAGCAAGUGACAGCACAAUCUUUUAUUUGUUACAACUAGCAGUUGAAUCGAAUAUCUACAAAACUACUCCAAGCUUCUAGCCAGACAGCAGGACACAUCAGUUCAAGUUAUCUUUGAAUUGAUGAAUACUGCGACUAAUGCUCACUAGUAUGCAAUUUUGUAGGAAAGCCAAACAUCGCGGGUUGGCUUACAGGAACUGCAACUUAGUUCACUUGUUAUACUCAACAAAACAAACACGCUUUAAAUUACUUUUGAAAGUAAAGGAAUGGGUCCGUUAUAGCUGGUGGAUACAAGCAAAUGCAUGCGAAUUGUCACGCCAAGCCGAACCAGAUCAAAUAGUAAUCAAAACUUGCAUCUUAACACAAGGAAAGUCAUAGAAACCGCAUAUCAAAGUAGGUACUUCAUUCCUAGGUCAGAUCUUUAGUUACUUGGAAAACUGAAAACCAUGAUAAUACAAGUGGCAAACAAGAAGUGAAUAAGUGGUGGAAGAAGCAGGGUUCGUUACUUAGCUCAAACAAGAUAUUCUAACUGUGAAGUGGACUAUCGAAAUAUGUAUUACGCAGAUAACGCAACACACCGAUAACUAAAAUUUAUUAUAACAAACUACCCACACAUUGAAGUAUAAAUUGAUGCAAAACGAACUUCGGACAUGGCUGGCGAGAAAGUGAGUAAAAAUAUGACGAAAGAUUUGGA
Aedes albopictus (Asian tiger mosquito) is the source of this 3627-nucleotide messenger RNA. RefSeq lists its product as uncharacterized. Bases 694 to 2742 code for a protein of 682 amino acids. The record is from RefSeq and is a predicted model, not a curated record. Lineage: Eukaryota; Metazoa; Arthropoda; Insecta; Diptera; Culicidae. Gene Ontology annotation, cellular component: cytoplasm. Gene Ontology annotation, molecular function: glycosyltransferase activity. The transcript has 11 exons.